AUGACCGACGCAAAAGACGACAUCAAGACCGCCGACCCGGAAGACAGCAAAUCUCACCACGCAAAUAGUCACCGUCCAGGCUCCGGCCGCGGAUCGUCCCCGCACGACCGUCAUCGCCAAUCCGACAGCUUCCGCCCAGGCAGCCGCGACGAUCGCACAUCUGCAAACAGGUAUUUGAGCGAGCGCGAAGAGAAUGACGAGCGGAGAGCAAGACGGUCCAAGGGAGUGGAGGAUGAGGAGGGAAAGCCCGCCAAAGCCGGCAGUGACAAGGACAGUGCUAAUGGAAGUACACGCAGUGCGCGCAGAAGCCGCUCUCCUCGCCGUGACGACUAUACUCGCCGAGUCCGCUCUCGUGACCGCGGUCCCGACUCAUACCGCGGUGACGGUGGUCGUUCGCGCAUGGUCGAUGACAGCUACCGCCCAGGGCGUGAUGGAGGAGGACACAGAGGUGGAGACCGUCGCGAUCGAGACUAUGACCGUGAUGCACGUGACCGUUCGAGCAGGUACGACGACGAGGCCCGCCAUGGCCGUGGUGGAGGCCGCGAUGGCGGCCGUGACCGUCGCGACAACCGCGACAAUCGCCGUGGUCGUGGUGCAACCCCGCCAGAGCUCGACCAGGAGGAGCGCGAUAAGCGCACGGUGUUUGUGCAGCAGCUCGCCGCCGCACUUCGCACCAAGCAGCUCAAGGCUUUCUUCGAGCAGUCGGGACCAGUUGUGGAGGCUCAGAUUGUGAAGGACCGAGUCAGUGGGCGCUCUAAAGGUGUUGGUUACGUCGAGUUCGCAGAUGAGGAAUCCGUGCAAAAGGCAUUGGAACUGACUGGACAGAAACUCAUGAAUAUUCCCAUCAUCGUGCAGCUCACUGAAGCGGAGAAGAAUCGUCAAGCCCGCACCAGCGAGGGUCAACCUACUCAGUCCAACGGCAUUCCCUUCCACCGUCUCUACGUCGGCAACAUUCACUUCAGCAUUGAAGAGUCGGAUCUCCGCGACGUCUUCGAACCAUUUGGCGAGUUGGAGUUUGUGCAGCUUCAGAAGGAAGACACUGGCCGCUCGAAGGGAUAUGGAUUUGUGCAAUUCGCCAAAUCUGAUGAAGCCAAGAUCGCACUCGAGAAGAUGAAUGGUUUCGAAGUCGCCGGCCGCCCAAUUCGUGUGGGCUUGGGCAGCGAUAAGUUCACACCAGAGACGACUUCUGCCCUCCUGCAGCGCUUCGGCAGCCAGGCUCACCACGCUCAGAUGCAGGGUUCUUCAUUCUCCGGCGCAGGCGGUCGCGGCGCUCACGCCGGCGGCCAGAACAACUUCGACCGCUCAACCAACGCUCGCGAACACGACAAGUCCGGCGCUAGUGGCGCCCUUGACGAUACCGAUGUUGGUGGGGUCGCAUUCAACAACUACUCUCGUCACGCUUUGAUGAGCAAACUCGCUCGCACUGAUGAGCCGCAGCCCGUGGUCGAGACCAAGGUCGCUUUGCCGCAGAGAGUGGUCGUCGACGAGCCCAACCCUUCCCGUUGCGUGCUCAUCAAGAAUGUCUACAAUCACUCCAAAGAAACCGAAGAAUCCCUCGCCGACCUCAAAGUCGACAUGCGCGAAGAAUGCGACAAGAAAUACGGCUCCGUCGUGCACCUCGACACCGCUUCCGGUAGCACCGGCGGCGAAGUGUACGUCAAGUUCGCGGCCAAGGACGGCGGUAUCAAAGCCGUGCAGGGUCUCAACGGUCGCUUCUUUGGUGGGAGACGUCUGACGGCGAGUUAUGUCGCGGAUGCGUUCUACCAUACCAUGUGGCCGAAGGCGAAGGGACUUUGA
This is a messenger RNA of Zymoseptoria tritici IPO323, 1797 nucleotides long. RefSeq lists its product as uncharacterized. Gene Ontology annotation, biological process: mRNA processing. The transcript has 4 exons. Lineage: Eukaryota; Fungi; Ascomycota; Dothideomycetes; Mycosphaerellales; Mycosphaerellaceae. Bases 1 to 1797 code for a protein of 598 amino acids. Gene Ontology annotation, molecular function: RNA binding. The record is from RefSeq and is a predicted model, not a curated record. Gene Ontology annotation, cellular component: nucleus.